GCCCAGUGAUGGUGGGCUUUCUAAUUCUGACGGCCCCAAAAGUUCUCUCUCCGACUUCUGCGAGCUCUGGCAAGUGGCAACGUCUUCUAGGGUUUCUAACGUAGUUCGCGUUCUGGUUCUGGUCUCGAGCAACCAUGCCUAGGUAUUACUGCGAUUAUUGUGACACUUACUUGACACAUGAUUCACCAUCAGUUAGAAAGCAGCACAAUGCAGGGUAUAAACACAAGGCAAAUGUGAGAUUGUACUAUCAGCAAUUUGAAGAACAACAAACUCAGAGUUUAAUUGACCAACGAAUAAAGGAACAUCUUGGUCAGGCUACGGCAUUCCAGCAGGUUGGUGCUGCCUACAAUCAACAUCUUAUGGCUCAGAGGCCUCGUCUCCCUGUCCUACCAACACCUGGAAUGCCACCGCUUAACCCACAACUAAUCCCUGGAAUGAGGCCUCCUAUGUUUCCUAGACCAGUUCCUGGUGCUCCAGGUUAUGUUACUGCUCCAGGCAUGCCAUCAAUGAUGGCACCACCUGGUGCUGCCCCGGCACCUGGUCAAUUUAAUGCUCUCCCAAGACCUCCUACACUAGCUCCUCCGACAACAGUCACUGGGACUGCCGCAACACCCUCUCCUUCUAGUGGUACCCCAUCAAUGGUUACAUCCGCAGUCUACCAAGCCAAUCCAGCCACACCUACAAGUGGAGGCUUUGACAAUUACAAUGCCAAGGCUCCAGCUCCUGAGGGCAAUCCUUAAUCUGGUUCAAUGGGCAGGAAGAUGUUUUCCAUUUGUCCUGUAUGGUAUCGGAUUUUCAAUGCCUGCGUGCUGCCAAACAUCGUAAUUAUUAUGUAAUCAGCAUGUUAUUGCACUGUGAAAAGUCAGUUAUUAGUAGCCAUCUUCAUCUUUGAAGCUUUCCUACGGGAUGUAAAAAAAAUUGGCUUGCAUGUAAACAUAACUGAUCAAAACUCUGAAGAGAAAUCGCCAUCCGCCUCCUGAAAUCCUUCCAUGUAAGUUAAGAUUUUGAUUUCGGGGCACCCGGUCUAACAAGCUCUCUCAGGGAAGACUUUGAUAGGCUUCUGUGGUUCUUGCAUGUUUUGUUCAGACAUUUAUCAGGUAAACCAUUGGAUGUUCCUACUAA
Molecule: messenger RNA, 1122 nt
Organism: Tripterygium wilfordii
Lineage: Eukaryota; Viridiplantae; Streptophyta; Magnoliopsida; Celastrales; Celastraceae
Product: U1 small nuclear ribonucleoprotein C-like
Exons: 6
Coding region: 135-740 (201 amino acids)
Biological process (GO): mRNA splicing, via spliceosome; mRNA 5'-splice site recognition; spliceosomal snRNP assembly
Cellular component (GO): U1 snRNP; nucleus
Molecular function (GO): zinc ion binding; pre-mRNA 5'-splice site binding
Source: RefSeq, a predicted model, not a curated record